Kogia breviceps (pygmy sperm whale) is the source of this 2102-nucleotide messenger RNA. It is a transcript of the gene CDCA4, whose product is annotated as cell division cycle associated 4. Gene Ontology annotation, cellular component: nucleus. Lineage: Eukaryota; Metazoa; Chordata; Mammalia; Artiodactyla; Physeteridae. Gene Ontology annotation, molecular function: transcription regulator activity. The record is from RefSeq and is a predicted model, not a curated record.
CCUCGGCGGUGGCGCGGGCGGCGCGGACGCGGGCUGCCAGGGCACGAUGUUUGCGCGAGGGCUGAAGAGGAAGUGCGCGGAGGACGAGGAGGCCGUGCCCGCCUACAGUCUGCAGCGCCAGUCGCUCCUGGACAUGUCGCUGGUCAAGCUCCAGCUGUGCCACAUGCUGGUGGAGCCCAACCUGUGCCGUUCGGUCCUCAUCGCCAACACGGUCCGGCAGAUCCAAGAGGAGAUGACCCAGGACGGGAGCUGGUGCGUGCCGGUGCCCCAGCCCGCGGGGCGGGUGUCACGCGACCGCCUGGUGUCCACGGAGAUCCUGUGCCGCUCGGCGCGGGAGGGGGCGCGCCCGGCCCCCGACCCCGGAGACCCGGCCUCUGAGCUCCAAGUGGUCCCAGCAGCACAGGCUCCCGGGGCCCCUCCCGGUGGCGCUUGGGACGGGGACGGCCCUCGAGAAAACAGGGGAAGCUUUCACAAGUCGCUCGAUCAGAUAUUUGAAACACUGGAGAGUCAAAGCCCCGGUGCGGUGGAGGAGCUGUUUGCCGACGUGGACGGUUCCUACUAUGACCUGGACGCUGUGCUGACCGGCAUGGUGGGCGGGGCCAAGUCGGGCCAGGACGGGCUGGAGGCCUUCGCCUCCACGGCCGCCCCGCCCCCCAGCGCCAGCUGCAAGUCGGACCUGGGCGAGCUGGACCACGUGGUGGAGAUCCUGGUGGAGACCUGAGCCGCAGGCGCGGCUCACAGCACAUGUGUUUGUGAGGCCCAUGAAAACAGCCGGCGCGCUGGGGGUGUGGGUGCCCGCUGCUGUGCAGCCGGGGCUGGCCUCUGGUUUGUCUGCGAUUAGGAGACCGACCCAGAUCAGCAUCCGGUCCGCCCGCUCCCCCCUCUCCCUCCCUCCCAGGGCCGGGCUGCUUUCCCGCAGGCGGGUCAUCGCGGCCGCCCUGGGCCCUCGUCUGUGUCCUGCUACAGCCCCGCUGGGGGAUGCCAGUCCGCUUCAGCAUCCAGCCUCCUCCAACUUUAGAUAGGUGAAUUUUCUAAAAUUAAGUUUUGUAUGUUUUGGGCAAUAUUUUUUCUUAAGAUAUAUUUUUAAACUUUUUAUACUUUUAUCACUUUAGAUUUUUUUAGCUAUUUUCUUAAAAAUAUAUUUUUUCUAUAAACAUCCUCUGCUGCUACAUUAGAAACUUAUAACCUAAACAGUUGCAGUUGGUGUGUUUCAUUUUUUUUAAGGUUUAACACACACUGUUCUUUUUCCAACAAGCGUCACUGCCCUGAGUCUGCAGUCCACACAUUGUGAUUUCCGUUUUCGACUCGGGUGUGAGCCUUGCCCAUAAUGCACUGCUGCGGUCAGAGCGAGGUCCAAGUUGAAGGCCUUGCACGGCGGUGCCCUUACCAGAUCUGCUGUGUGAGACACGUCUCUGUCAGAGGGUUUUAUUUAUGCCUAUUUAUGUAUAAGUGUCUUCAGAGCCGACGGUCAGGUACGGUCAACUGGGGAUCAUGCGUGCCCUGAGGUGUCUUAGACGGUGCCUCCAGAGGGUCUGAGACUCGGGGCCCCUCCUGCGCGUGUUCCCAGCACAGCUGACCUUCCGCCCAAAGUUGCUGCCCUCCGCGUGACCCUGCCUGGCCAGGCUGCUGGACCCGUGUCAGCUGGGCCCGCGUGCCAGCGUGUUUGGGGAAGGCACGUGUCCGUGCACCACUGGAUUGGAGAAUGGUGGCAUACAUUUAAGUCUAGGGUUAAAGAAGUCUACACGUCAUCUGUGGGCCCUCGAUCUGGAGGGUUGUUGACGGUGGGGUUGGCUGGGUGGUGUGUGUGCCCUGUGACCCUGCCCCAGCCACCGAGACCGCCCGCGACUUUUAGAUCUUUUUCACUUGUUUACAAGUGAGACUACUCUCUCCGCACGCCCACCCCACGUUUCCCGUUUCUCGUGCUUUUUCUUCCUUCUCCAGCCCUUAGCCAAAAAGGGUUGUUUUCUUUUGCCCAUACGCCAUUCUUAGUAUCAGCGGUGUGCACCUCAUUUUAUUAAAAAAUUAUCCAUCAAGGUGGAAAUGUGUUGUCAAUGAUCUACCAUGUCGUGGUCCUCGAGUGGAUGUUUUUACCCUAGUUGAGC